AUGACCACAAAAAGAAAAGCUGGCGUUCCAUUGAUCUGUCUUGUAUGUGGUGAUGUUGCACGUGGAAUCAAUUUUGAUGUCAUGACAUGUAUGUCUUGUAAAGUAUUUUUUCGACGACAUGUGUUAAAGUUCGAUGCUAAACUUCAAUGCAAAUUUUAUAAUAAUUGUCAAAUAACAAGAGAAACGAGAAGUACUUGUUCAGUUUGUCGUUUGAACAAAUGUUUUGCACUUGGUAUGAAUCCACAGUUAAUACGUCGUUGGUCCUACAAUCAACUUAAAUCAAAACAUGAAGAACUUUUAAAAAUUAAGAAUGAACAUAAAAGUUGCUUGCCAAAACCUUUACCACUUAGUCUUCUUAAUAAUGAUCGUUCAAAUCUUACAAAAAAUGAAUGGAAUCUUCUUUCGAAUGUAAUUCAUGCUUAUGAUGAAGCAAAUAUAAUUCCACAAAUAAAAUAUAAUCUUGAACAACAAUCAUCAUUACCGCCAAAACUACGAUCAAAAGCAUCAAAAGCAAUCGAUAUUUUUAGAGUUCUUCUCUCAACACUUCAACCAUUUAUUGAAUGUUCACCAUAUUUUCAUCAUCUAUCAACUGAUACACGUCAAGCACUUGUACAAAAUAAUUCUGAAAUAGCUGGUACAUUAAAUUCUAUUUUUAUUAUACGUGAAAUAAAAGCAUUAGAUAAUAUGGCAUUUAUAGCCAGUUGUAUUACUAUUUACGGAUCCGAAGUUAUCAAACAUUCUGAUCAUUUAAUAACACGAUUAGAACCAAAUGGAAUACUUGUUAAAAUAAUGAUUUUAAUUUUGACAUUUUCAACGAAUUGUUCAAUUGUUAAUCCUUAUUAUUCGAGUUGUAUAAUGAAUUUACCAACUGCAUUAUCUGUGUUAAAUAUACAAAAUGUACUUGUCACGAUGUUGUGGAAAUAUUUAAAUUAUCAAUAUGGUUUUAUAGGAGCUGUACGAUGUUUUAAUUGUUUAAUAAAGUGUGUUCUUGAUAUUCUUUAUAGUGCAAAUGAAAUGAGAAAUGUACAACAUGAGAAAAUGAUGGAUGGACUUGUUGAAGCAACAAAACGUUCAUUGAUUAAUGAAAAUUGA
Messenger RNA from Rotaria sp. Silwood2, 1092 nucleotides. NCBI's taxonomy places the organism in Eukaryota, Metazoa, Rotifera, Eurotatoria, Philodinida, Philodinidae. The record is from the annotation of a GenBank genome assembly.